AUGGAUCUACUCUUCAAACAGCAACAGAAGAUAUGUAAUUAUAAGGAUGAUAGGAAAAUGGAAGUGUUAGCUGUCAUUGGAGGUUUUAAAGCAGACUAUGCCAUCCAGAUGAAUACCAUCAUGGGUCUCUACAAGUUCCCACAGCUCACCUACGGUGCAUACGAUGCUCCACUCAGGGGGAAAACUGUAUUCCCUGCUUUGUACCAAAUGUCACCGAGGGAAACGGCUCUGCACUUGGGGAUUGUCCAGCUACUCCUGCAUUUUGAGUGGACAUGGGCUGGGCUCAUUGUUUCAAAUGAUGAUGCUGGAGAAAGCUUUGCACAGAUUUUGACAUCUCUGCUUGCUGAGAAUAACAUCUGUGUUGCCUACAUGCACACAUUUGGAGAAAAAAUAAAAUAUUGGCAUGAAGAUGGCAUGAAACUUCAUUCAAUGGUACAUCAAGACAUGAUAUUUACUACAGUCAAUGUGGUCAUUCUCAACUCUUUCCUGGAAAACGUCCAUUUUAACAAUGGGGCUGGGCAUGAAGUCUUGACUGAAAAUGGGAGAGUCUCAGCUGGCUAUGAUAUCAUCAACUGGGUCGAAGUCCCCAAUGGCACUUACCAGAAAUUCCAAGUUGGGCAUAUUUCAGCAAGCCACGAGCUCACCAUCAAUGAGGAUGCCAUUGUGUGGAGUAAGAUUUUUAACCAGACGAAACCUCAUUCCCAGUGUGUUGAGAGAUGCCACUUUGGACAGCACAGGAUGGUCCAGGAAGGGCAGCCCACUUGCUGCUAUGACUGUACUCCAUGCCCAGAAGACAUGUUUUCUAAUAAGGCAGACGCAGUUCAUUGUGACAAGUGCCCUGAAGAUCAAUAUCCAAAUGAAAACAAGGACCAAUGUAUUCCCAAGGUUAUAACUUUCUUGACGUAUGAUGAGCCCUUAGGGAUCACUUUGGUUUCACUUGCUGUUUCCUUUUCUUUCAUCACAUUUUUUGUAUUCCAAACCUUUCUCAGGAACUGGAAUACUCCCAUUGUCAAAGCCAACAAUCAGAACCUCACCUGCCUUCUUCUCAUCUCCAUCCUGCUUUGCUACUUGUCUUCUCUCCUAUUCAUUGGCAAACCUCGGAACGCCACCUGCCUUCUCCGACAGGCAGCCUUCGGCAUUGUCUUCUCUGUUGCAAUUUCUUGUGUGUUGGCAAAAACAAUCAUUGUCAUCCUAGCUUUCCUGGCCACAAAGCCAGGCAACAGGGUGAGGAAAUUUCUAGGGCAGAAAGUAGCAAAUGCCAUUGUUCUUUUUUCUUCCCUCGUUCAAGUGGGCAUUUGUACUGUUUGGGUGUCAACCUCUCCUCCCUUCCCAGAUGCUGACAUGCACUCACAGACUGGACACAUCAUACUGGAAUGUAAUGAAGGCUCCAUCACCAUGUUCUGCUGUGUACUGGGUUACAUUGGCUUUCUUGCCAUCAUCAGCUUCAUUGUAGCUUUCCUAGCCAGAAAAUUGCCGGAUACUUUUAAUGAAGCCAAGUUCAUCACCUUCAGUAUGCUGCUGUUUUGCAGUGUUUGGGUGUCCUUUAUUCCAGGCUACUUGAGCACUAAGGGGAAAUAUGUUGUGGCUGUGGAGGUUUUUGCCAUCUUGGCUUCCAAUACUGGACUAUUGAUUUGUAUCUUCCUUCCAAAAUGUUACAUUAUUCUUCUGAGAGCUGAUCUGAAUUCUAGGAAAUUACUACAAGGAAACACAUAA
This is a messenger RNA of Rhineura floridana, 1713 nucleotides long. RefSeq names its product vomeronasal type-2 receptor 26-like. Gene Ontology annotation, molecular function: G protein-coupled receptor activity. Lineage: Eukaryota; Metazoa; Chordata; Lepidosauria; Squamata; Rhineuridae. The transcript is spliced from 5 exons. Gene Ontology annotation, cellular component: membrane. Bases 1 to 1713 code for a protein of 570 amino acids. Gene Ontology annotation, biological process: G protein-coupled receptor signaling pathway. The record is from RefSeq and is a predicted model, not a curated record.